AGCAUCAGUCGCUCGGUUUACCUGAAAGUUUAGCAAACUGGCCUUCCGGUCAUUGUUCAAGUUGAGGGUGCAAAUGAGUCAUGGCAACCAAAAUGAAAUUUUCCAUUGCGACCAGCAAGGCUGAUGGACUCUGGGAAACUUCAUCCUGCAGUACUACAAUGGAUAGGUUCCUCACAAAACCGAUUUCAAAAGAAAGUUGCAUCAAUGUGAAGAAGGCAUCCUCUACAAUUAACAAUUCCGGGGAUUUGAACAACAAUAACGAACUAGAUUCGCAACGUUCUCAUGAAUGUAGAUUUCCCUUCAAUUUAGAAAAAGUUAAAGUUAACGUUCCGAAGGCUUUUGGUACGUGGAAAGAGAAAUAUUGUUGGUUGAGUCUUAAUUCAAAAGGAAAAUGUAUCUGUACUACAUGUGGCGACGCUUUUCAGAAAAAGCUUCCUCUGCCUAAGGAUAGUAGAAGCGUAAAUUCACGAAAAGCUUCUGUAGACGAGAGAUUCGAUUGCUGGAAAAACGCAAUUGCGCGCCUUACUUUCAAUGAAAGAAGCUCACUUCAUAUUGCUGCUAGUACUGGCCUUUUAAAUCUCGAAAAAGCCCAGUGUUUGCGCGAAAAUUCCAACAGCAAAGGACCAAGAAAUACAUAAGGCUCGCGUCGUGUUAGAUACCAUCUUCAGCACAGCAACUCUUCUUGCACGUCAAGGCCUGGCUUUGCGUGGAAAUUAAUGUGAAAUUUUGCAAAUGAUGCCUCGAGAAGUUCUUUCAAGAUUACUGGCAAAAAUCAGGAGUGUACAGUUUUUCGCGAUCAUUGCACAUGAAACUUCCGAUGCAUCUCGUAAAGAGCAACUUUCUUUUUCAGUUAGAACAGUUUGUAAAGACUUGAUUAUUGAAGAGGAUUUUCUAGGUUUUUACGAAACCAAAAAUACAAAAUCAGCAACUCUGUAUGAAACUAUUAAGGAUGUUAUAAUUUGGCUGGAAUUGGACAUUUCGAAAUUACGUGGACAAUGUUUCGAUGGAGCUGCGAAUAUGGCCGGAUAUAUUUCUGCAUUUCAGAAGCGAAUAAGGGAGGAUGAACCACCAGCACUGUACAUUCAUUGCCGCCCUCACAGUAAGCCUAGUUUUUCAAGAUGCCAUGGAAGGUGUGCUAGCUGUGAAGAACUUUCUUGGCAUUCUCAAAGAAGCGAUACAUUUUAUUCUUGAUUCCCCAAGCGAUUCUCCAAAAAGAUUAGCGCAAUUUGAAGAACUACUAUCAGAUGAUAGCCCAAGUUUAAUGCCGUUCUGCCCAACAAGGUGGCUGAUUCGCAAAUCGGCAAAAAGAAUGCACAAGAUAACGGUGUAUAAUGGCUUGCCUAAACUUUUUUGAAGAAAAGCGCGACGACCGCGAGUCAGAUAUAUCUGCGUGUGCUAAAGCAGCUGGCCUUUUUAAAAGCAUGGAUAGUUUCGAAUUCCACUUCUUCAUGACCAUUGUAAUAUUUAUUUUAGAAAGAGUGGAGGUUUUGAAUGCUGAACUACAAAAAUGCGAGCUCAGUAUUAGUGAAGCCUAUGAGAAAAUCCGCAUUGUCUCAGAACACCUAGAAAGAGUUCGAAGUUCAGGUGUUGAAGAUAUUUGGACGAAAGCUGUCGAAGAUUCGUUUGCCCUAGAUCUACCCGACCCGGAGAUUCCACGCCAGCAUAGAAAAUCUUCCAGAAUCGAUCCUGCGCUCAACGAUGCUCAUGCUUUUUCUAGUCCAAAAGAGCAUUAUCAAAAAAUUUUCUACGAGUGAAUGACCAAGUUGUUGUAUCAAUGAAAGAUUUGAGUGCGAAACUUCGAAACUUUUAGAGAAAUUUGAAGAUUACGCGACAGGAAAAGAUUCGAAUGUCACAGUUAUUAUAACCUUUUAUGAAAAAGAUUUUAAUCCUGACCGUUUAUCUCUUCAUCGAAAUAUAUUUUUCGACUAAAUAGCGAUAAAAAAUGUAAAAAUGAAGUCCUUGAAAGACGUUGAUUAUUUAAAAGGCAAUCCUAACUUAGCCGAUUCAAUUACAGAGUUUAUGAGACUAAUAAAAAUCUUAUUAACCAUACCAGUAUCAUAAUGUACUGUUGAAAGAUCGUUCUCAGCAUUGCGUAAAUUAAAAAAUUAUUUGCGGUGAUCUAUGAAAGCACAACGGUGAAACUACCUUGCUUUGUUACACGCGCAUUCGCACCCAACGGAAUAGUUGUUGCAAGACAAAAGAGUAAAAAUUGUUAACAAAUUUAUUAGAAAA
Messenger RNA from Belonocnema kinseyi, 2232 nucleotides. RefSeq lists its product as uncharacterized. The record is from RefSeq and is a predicted model, not a curated record. The transcript has 3 exons. Lineage: Eukaryota; Metazoa; Arthropoda; Insecta; Hymenoptera; Cynipidae. Bases 81 to 638 code for a protein of 185 amino acids.